This is a messenger RNA of Camelina sativa (false flax), 515 nucleotides long. The record is from RefSeq and is a predicted model, not a curated record. NCBI's taxonomy places the organism in Eukaryota, Viridiplantae, Streptophyta, Magnoliopsida, Brassicales, Brassicaceae.
CCAUUUCAAGCUGAUCUUAUGGUAAUUCUCUUAGGUGGGUGUGAUAUGGUGUUAGGUAAGCAGUGGUUGGAGAUAUUGGGGCCAAUAACUUGUGAUUUUGAGAAGUUAGUGAUGCAGUUUCCUAUAGGACAUAAGAAAGUUCUUCUUCAGGGUAUUAGGCAAGGUUCUGUUAGAGACAUGAUGGCCAUUAAGCUUAAUAAGCUGAGGGAAGCUCAACUUUCCAUGAUAGUUGUUCCUGAAGUUCCUGCCAAAGAACAGAUGUUAGUGUGCUCUUUGGAAGCUAAACAUCAAUCUGACCAAGAAAGUUCUAAAGAGGAGCAAAGGUUUCAACAAGAGUCUUCGGGUGGUGGAAAUAAACUAUUGCCUAAGCUGUUAGAUGAGUUUUAUAUGACUAUGAUCAUAGAUGAUCAACAACCUGUUGUCCCAGAAAGUUUGAGUCCAGUCUUUGAUGAUUUCUCCUUGGAAGUGGCUGAGUUUUGUAAGUAUUAUAGGUGGAAGCAACGACUCUCUCCAAA